Episyrphus balteatus (marmalade hoverfly) is the source of this 3810-nucleotide messenger RNA. RefSeq lists its product as uncharacterized. Bases 1 to 3810 code for a protein of 1269 amino acids. The transcript is spliced from 4 exons. NCBI's taxonomy places the organism in Eukaryota, Metazoa, Arthropoda, Insecta, Diptera, Syrphidae. Gene Ontology annotation, biological process: proteolysis. Gene Ontology annotation, molecular function: aspartic-type endopeptidase activity. The record is from RefSeq and is a predicted model, not a curated record.
AUGAAUGCAAUUAAAAUUAAACGGGGCCAUGCCAAAGGCACUUUGACUCGUGCGGCGGGUUAUGCAGAUUCUUUACCAGAAGACGUCACGUUAUCAGAGCUUGAGAUUCGUUUAGAAAGACUUUACCAAGCGUGGUUAGAUUUCUUGUCUCUAAAUCAUGAACUAUGCGAUUUUUGUGAUGAGGAAAAUUUUGUUGAUCCGGGUCCUGAGUUCGGAGAAUACGAAGAAAAAUAUUUAAAAGCCCAUUCGGUUUUUACAAAUAGGGUUCGUGAAUUAAAUUCUCAGAACGUUAGCGCUGACGACUCAAUAAUAGAAAAAUUAGCAGAUCAACAGACUUCCUUUUUAAAAACUUUAAACUCCGCAACACAAAAAUCAUCGGUUAAGUUACCAACUGCUAAUAUUCCCAUUUUUGAUGGCAAAUAUGAGGAUUGGUACGAGUUUAAGGAUCUUUUUCAAAGUUCGGUUGACCGGAAUAAAAGCGGUUCGCAAAAGUUUCAAUACCUCAAAUCGUUUCUGCGAGGUAAUGCUGCGGGCUUACUAAAACAUAUGCGAUGUUCGGAAGAUAAUUAUAUCGAGGCUUGGGACAGGUUAGAGGCAAGAUAUGAAAAAAAGAAUCUUAUUGUGCAGGCUUUUGUUGAACCUUUUCUUUCAUUACCUUCGUCCAACUCCGAAAAUAUUCAGUUACUCCGUAAGAUCACAGAUGGGGCCGACGAAGUUAUUCGUGGAUUAAACGCAUUGCAGUGUAACAAUCGUGAUCCUUGGCUAAUAUAUUUGCUACUGCAAAAGGUAGAUUCGGACACUAGACAAGCUUGGGCAGAUAAUUUAGGUGCCAAAGAAGAUCCUUCGAUAGACCAAUUGUUAAAUUUUCUGCAAUCUCGGUGUAGUGUAUUAGAAGCAUGCAGUUCGGUUACAUCAACACGAAAGAAACCCCUCGCAUCAGUUCGAUCACAUUAUGUAGAAUCAACACAAACUUGCCCCAAAUGCCAUGGUAGUCAUAUCUUGCCACAAUGCACAGAUUUUAUUAGUCUCGAUGUCGUUUCUCGUCGUGAAUUUGUCAAAAAACAUUCGGUUUGUUUUAACUGCCUUCGUCAAGGUCAUGGUUCCUAUAAAUGUCGGUCAAACUUUCUGUGUAAGACGUGCAAAGCUCGUCACCAUUCACUUGUUCAUCCUACACAAAAUCCAGCAAUUGAAGCUUCUUCUUCGAAUAAUAUUCAACCUAAUAAUACAACACCUCCCACAAAUCCUACGAUUGUUUCUAAUCAUUCGCUUGAAUCUUCUUGUUCGUCUCAAACAAUUCUUCCUACAGCAAUUGUUAAGAUUCAAGAUAACCAGGGAUCUUUUCAAAACAUACGCGUGUUGCUCGAUACAGGUUCUCAGGUUUCGUUUAUAACCGAACGUGCAGUUCAAUGCCUGGGCCUUAAACGCAAACGAUCUCGUAUCCCAAUAACAGGAACUGCAUCAACUUCAGCUGGUGUAACUAAUGGAUUAGUUACCACCAACCUUCGCUCUCGUUUUAACUCUAGUUUCGUUGAAGUUGAUUGUUUCGUAAUUUCAAAACUUAUUUCGGUAUUGCCAUCGUUUUCAAUCGGUAACAUAGAUUCAAGUCUUUUGCUACUCGAUCUUGCAGAUCCAACUUUUAAUGAGCCUGGCGAAAAAGAUAUUUUGAUAGGUGCAGAUAAGGUGUUUAGUAUCAUAACUGGCCCAGCAACUCGAGCAGAUCAUCAAUCACCGGAAAGGAUUCCCACAAUAUUUGGCUGGGCUGUUGUUGGUCAAUUUAACCAAAAACCUUCUGGGGUUGUUAAUUUCUGCACAAAAUUAGACUUUAGUCAAUGUUUCGACCUUGAGAGGUUUUGGAGGUUAGAGGAAGUGUCAUAUGUACCUGUCCUUUCUUUAGAAGAGCAACAAGCUGAAGAUAGUUUUACUAACACUCACUUUCACCAUUCAGAUGGAAAAUUUGUGUUGAAGCGGAGUGUAACUUCAAAUGAGAUCGCAAUUGAUAACAACAAUUGUUACUAUCUACCCCAUCACGCUGUUUUUAAAAAUGAUAGUAGCACAACGAAAAUAAGGGUAGUUUUUGACGGUUCAGCAAAAUCUUAUAAUAGUACUUCGUUACACGAAUGUCUUCUCGUAGGCCCCACAAUUCAACGUGAUAUAUUUUCGAUAUGCCUUAGAUUUCGUCGGCAUAAAUACACAAUAUCGGGGGACAUCGAGAAAAUGUACCGUCAAAUAUGGGUAUCACCUAAACAUACCGGCUUUCAAAGAAUAGUUUGGCGAGAAACACCUGAAAGUCCUAUAAAACAUUAUCGUCUUCUUACGGUCACUUAUGGCACUGCUUCGGCAGCUGUUCGAUCACUGAAACAAGUAGCUCUUGAAUCCGCUCUUUCUCAUCCUGUUGCUUCAUCCGUUAUCCUUAACGACUUCUAUGUCGACGACGUAAUGACUGGGGCAGAUUCUAUCGAUGAUGUGAUUAAGCUGCAAAAGGAUCUUGUAGAACUAUUAAAAUCUGCCGGAUUUCAUCUCAGAAAGUGGACAACCAACUGCUGGCCUUUGCUGCUGUCUAUGCCAGAACAACAGAGGGAAUUGUCUCCAGUGGAAUUUGAGGAAUCAAGCUCAGUAAAAUUAUUAGGCUUGCAAUGGUGUCCAUCGAGGGAUUCUUUUUACUACAAGGUUCGCUUGGAUAAAUGUCACACUGUCACUAAACGUCGGAUACUCUCUGAAUCAUCUAGAAUUUUUGACCCAAUAGGAUUUUUGGCUCCAGUGGUAGUUGGAGUUAAAAUUAUUAUGCAGGAUAUCUGGAAAGAAAAGUUAUCUUGGGACAAAGUAGCUCCAGAGUAUCUUGCUGAUCGCUGGACAUUAAUUCAUCAAGAACUUCAUCAGCUUGAAAAUUUGAGUAUCCCUAGGAUAAUGUGGUCGAACAAAAGCAAUUACGAAUUGCAUGGCUUCUGCGAUGCAUCAUUAGACGCAUAUGGAGCUGUUGUUUAUUGCAGAAGCGUUAACCCAGACAAAAGUGUAUCAGUUUCAUUGGUGGCAGCUAAAACUAAAGUUGCACCUAUUAAAAUACUCUCGCUACCCAGACUUGAACUCUGUGGAGCUCUUCUUUUAACUCGUCUAAUAAGUAAAAUUCAGAUUUCUUUACAGGAGAAAGAAACCAAAAUAUUUGCUUGGACGGAUUCAGCCAUAGUUCUUCAUUGGCUGUCAGCACUCCCAAAAAGAUGGUCGGUAUUUAUUGGCAAUCGCACGUCGGCGAUAUUGUCUUUAAUACCUCGUAAGAUGUGGAACCACGUACGCUCGGCCAGCAACCCUGCAGAUAUUGCUUCUCGUGGUAUUUCACCAUCACAUUUGUGCGCAAAUGAGAUGUGGUGGAAAGGACCUCAUUGGCUCAGCUUGGACAGAAAUCUUUGGCCUACAUCAACCACCGUUUCUGAAGAGUUUUCAGAAGAAGAGUUAGAAGAGAGAAUAGUACCCAUAACAAAGACCCUCCUCAAAGGCUUCUGGAAGCGAUGGCAUCAGGAAUACCUGACAUCCCUUCAGCAUCGACCAAAGUGGCAACAACGGAAGAUGAAUCUUCAAGUUAAUGAUGUUGUCCUUCUCAAAGAAACUAAUUUGCCACCUUCAAAAUGGAUUAUCGGUCGUAUCCCAGAAGUCCAUCCUGGGAAAGACGGUGAAGUCAGAGUUGUUACCAUUCAAACGAAUUUUGGAACCUACAUUCGUCCAAUUGCUAAAGUAGCCCCACUUCCUAAUGAUUACCUCGCUGAUUCUGUAUUUGAUUUCCCCAAUCUUGGUGUUUGGCGUUCAGAUAACCGGCCAUGA